This is a messenger RNA of Owenia fusiformis, 3152 nucleotides long. Lineage: Eukaryota; Metazoa; Annelida; Polychaeta; Sabellida; Oweniidae. The record is from the annotation of a GenBank genome assembly.
GGACUCAUGGGAAACGUUUGUUAAAGUGCAAGUAGAGAAUCCUAACGCAGCUGCAGUCAGAGAUCAAACUUUGAUAAAUGAGCAACUGCAACGAGGAUCGCGGCUAGUAAAGGCUAAGAAUAUGAAGGUGCUGAACUUAGACCAAGUUUUGAUGGAGCUGGGGAGCUACGGAUCUUGGCAGCUGAGACUGUGGAUUGUACUGUGCAUUAGUUUCAAUUACCCAUUUGCCUGGCAGUUUUUCACAAUUGUGUUCAUCGGUGAAGAACCUGCUCAUCAUUGUCGGGUUCCCGUUAACAAUACCUUAAAUGGAUCCCUACCGAUAAACAAUGGAGAAUGGGACAAAUGCAGAAUGUUCAUCAAUGACACAAAUCAAACUAUGCCUUGCAACAAUGGGUGGGAGUACGCCGAGGGAUUUGAUAAUGUUGUUACAGAGUGGAAUCUGGUUUGCAACGACGCUGCAGUUGCGCCAUUAAUGCACACAGUUUUUGUGAUAGGUGUGGGUGUAGGUGGUCUCGUCUUCUCUGCCCUGAGUGAUAAGUUCGGGAGAAGUCCUAUACAUAUCAUCUGUCAUAUACUAUCAGCCAGUAUAGGGAUUGGAAGUGCCUUUGCCCCCUCACCCACUGUCUUCACCGUACUGGCAUUCUUUCGAGGGUUUGCAGUGCAGGGUAUCAUCCUAACUGGUGUUGUGAUGGCGAGUGAACUAUUUCCGUCCCUAGUCCGUGUAAAGAUGGCAGCAGCUGUUCAGUUCUUUUGGUCUACUGGGAUCAUGCUUACGUCACUCUGGGCAUUCGCUCUUCCAAAUUGGAGGCAUAUGUUACUUGGUAUAUCAUGUCCAUCUUUCCUUGCUAUCUUUAUGAUCGGGGUGAUACCUGAAUCUGUCGUGUGGUUGAUGUCUAAACGAAAACACGAAAAAGUAGAAAAGACUCUUAGAAAGAUAUCAACAGUUAAUAAAGUGUCCCUUCCGGAGGUGACGUUAACUCCUUCAAGGCGAGGAACGAUUGUAUCAUUAACGAAUAACCCCCUACAUGACGCUAGACUCUCUUUGGCAAGUCUGGGGGCAGAUGGUUUGCGACAAAGACUUUCCGUACCAGCAAGGAAUAGCGUUGAGCCUUAUACACAUAAGGAAAAGUACACAAAAAUGUCUGUAUUGAGCGACAGUGUUUUGUACACCGCGGGACAUGAUGUCCAUAUAAAUGCUACUGAUGAUAUUAAAGAGGCUGAUAAGAUGAGACGAACUGGUGAAAUCAUCAAUAAACAUUCGCAAUCAAUGGGUGAUAAUAUCGAUGAUAUAAGAAUACGUAUUCCCGAUUUAGACAAAAUUCAAGGAAGAUCCGUGAGUGAUGGGUCAACUGUUGACCGCAUUGGCGAUAAUUUAAAUAAAAAUCAAGCACAUAGAUUUAAAGAAGUUAAAGACACAGAUGGUGAUAUCCCAAAGACUGAUGACACAACUGUUGGUCAUGGUGGGUCCGUGGAAUCAGCUGCCAGCCACGAAGCAGAUUUCGUUAUAGGAAGCAGCGACUCGACUGUUGAUAGUAAAGAUGAUAAAGUUGAUAAAAAUCAUAAUCCACAAACUGCUGACAAACAAACCAAACAUAUCUAUGCAAAAAUGGACAAUGUUGCUCAAAACGACCAAGAAUACCAAACAAAGUACCAAACAAAGAAAACGUCAACGGUAUCACAAUCUGGAAAGCCAAAGCGUGAUUUCACACAACGUAAAAUUAGUUUUGCUGAUGACUUGCAAGAUUUCGACAUCACUCAGUACGCAUUUGAAAAACGGAAAUCAAGUGCUUUAAGUUAUGGCACCGGGGAAAUCGCAGAUACGUUGCCUCCAAGAAAGAGUUCUGUGUUGAGUGGAGCAAGAUCAAUUUUAGAGAAGCGCCAACACAAAUACUCGAUCGGAGAAGUAAAUGAGGACAUAGAAGCGGAUGUCACAUUGUUGGAUAUGAUAACAAAGCCAAGAAUGAGGAUGAUCCUGAUCAUCAACAUAUUGUAUUGGUUUGCUGUGAAUAUGACGUAUUUUGGCGUCUCUAUGGGAACAUCAACGUUGGGUGGUGAUAGAUACAUAAACUUCGCCUUAAAUGGUUUAGUGGAACUACCUCCUGGAUUAAUAUGUAUGUUUGUGCUUCCGAAAUUUGGACGAAAGAAGCCUAUGUUUCUAUUCCAUGUUGUAUGUACAAUCAGUCUGCUCAUCAAUUCAUUCGUUCCAGAGAAAACAGGAGAUGGUGGUGAUUUACUUCCACUGCUUAUUACAAUGUACAUGUUAGGGAAGCUGGGAAUAAGCGGAUGCUACUUAAUCACAUUGUUCUUCACCCCUGAGUUGUUCCCUACAAGUGUUAGGAAUGUUUGUUUGGGAAUCGCCUCACUAGCUGGAGUGCUGGGAGCCAUUGUCGCUCCGUAUAUCCUGGAAUUGGCUAGUAUAGGUGAAUGGCUUCCCGGUGUUGUUUUCAGCGGUGUGUCACUCAUCGCUGGCUUUAUCAUCCAAACACUUCCGGAGAGCGUCAACCUUCCCUUGCCGGAGACAGUCGAAGAUGUAGAGGCGAUGCCACGUGAGCCAACCAGCAGUAACGUGGUCUGGGAGGACUACCAAGCCGCCACGGAGAUCGAUAUAUACGACGCCAUGUAUGACGGGUUUCAGCCAAGCCCAAACAUUCCAACCAUUCAUGAAGAUGAUGAGAUUGAUAACGGAAUGGAUAUUGAUAAUAAUUCUGCUGCUGCUAAUGCUGGUGAUAAAGAGGGCGCUAAGUCUUAGUUACUUGAUAUUACAUGCUUACAUGUGCCAAAUCAGAGAUAGUUUAUGGGCAAAUUCAAAUAGUUCAUUGUUGUUUGAUGACGACAUAUCUCCCAAUUCGAAUCCAACGACAGGUGAUUUGUGACUACAGACGCAAUUUAAAGAAUAUCUAUAAGUUGAUCGACUUUUUAGGAUCACAAACCCUCUGUUGACAAGAUAUCAAGUCGUAUAUUAAAACGAGUUGUAUGCCAACAAGGAUUUUCAACAAUAUAAACGGAAAUGAUCGAGAAAUCAAGAUGCUAAGAGUCUUGUUGGUUUUCUGCAUAUUAUGACAAAUAGCACGACCAAACCUGCCCUCUAUUCACCCAUAUACAUGGUAUCAAAUAAAUAGGAUUUCUCCUUAUCUUAACAAACACAGUACCCC